AUGCCUGCCGGCCCUCACCCCUGCCUGGCCGCCCUCUGCCUCCAUCUCCUGCUGGCCACUCAGCUCCUGCAGCCAUCGGAAGCCUAUUUCGGUCUGACAAGCAAGGAGUCUCUCUCGCUCUUCACCUCCCCAGCCCCUGUAAUCAGCAGCACCCACAGCCGACCCCACCUUAAACAGUGCGACCUGCUGCCCCUAACCCGGCGGCAGAGACGGCUGUGCCGCAAGGAGCCCGGGCUGGCCGAGGCGCUGAGGGAAGCCGUGCGUCUGGGAGUAGUAGAGUGUCAGUUCCAGCUGCGAAGUGAGCGUUGGAACUGCAGUCUGCAGGAAAGGGGGAAUCUCCUAAAACGAGGAUUUAAAGAGACAGCGUUCAUGUAUGCCAUUUCAGCUGCCUCCCUCACCCAUUCUCUAGCGAAGGCCUGCAGUGGGGGUAGAAUGGAGCGAUGUACCUGUGAUGACUCUCAGGGCCUGGAGAGCCAGCAAGCUUGGCAGUGGGGUGUUUGUGGGGACAACCUCCGGCACAGCACUCGUUUCCUUCAGAACUUUCUAAGACAGAAGAAAGGAGGCAGAGACGCAAGGGCCAAAAUGGAUCUGCAUAAUAGCAACGCUGGCAUAAAAGCUGUAAAGAGUGGAUUAAAGACCACAUGUAAAUGCCACGGGGUGUCCGGUUCCUGUGCUGUCCGCACGUGUUGGAAGCAACUCUCACCUUUCCAUGAAACAGGAGCUCUGCUGAAGGCCAAGUACGAAAAUGCCAUAAAGAUCCAUGGGGCCUCUAAUGAGGCAGUGGGAGGCCAUGAGAGCCUGGGACACACAUUUGGUGGUCGCCACGCCCGCUCUACUGACUUCUUGUAUCUGGAGGAGUCCCCCAACUUCUGCAGGCCAAGCCGCUUCUCUCCCGGCACGGCGGGACGGACAUGCUUGCGAGAAAACACUUGCGACAGCCUGUGCUGCGGCCGAGGAUACAACAUCCAAACUCGGAUGGUCACUUUUUCCUGCCACUGCCAAGUGCACUGGUGCUGCCAUGUAGAGUGCCAAAAGUGUGUUCAGCAACAGGAGACGUAUACAUGCAAACACUGA
This is a messenger RNA of Xenopus tropicalis (tropical clawed frog), 1074 nucleotides long. RefSeq names its product Wnt family member 9B (gene wnt9b). Gene Ontology annotation, cellular component: extracellular region. Gene Ontology annotation, molecular function: signaling receptor binding. Gene Ontology annotation, biological process: Wnt signaling pathway. The record is from RefSeq and is marked provisional. Lineage: Eukaryota; Metazoa; Chordata; Amphibia; Anura; Pipidae.